Mauremys reevesii (Reeves's turtle) is the source of this 1409-nucleotide messenger RNA. RefSeq names its product caudal type homeobox 4 (gene CDX4). The transcript is spliced from 3 exons. Bases 191 to 970 code for a protein of 259 amino acids. Gene Ontology annotation, molecular function: DNA-binding transcription factor activity, RNA polymerase II-specific; RNA polymerase II transcription regulatory region sequence-specific DNA binding. Gene Ontology annotation, cellular component: nucleus. The record is from RefSeq and is a predicted model, not a curated record. NCBI's taxonomy places the organism in Eukaryota, Metazoa, Chordata, Testudines, Geoemydidae. Gene Ontology annotation, biological process: cell differentiation; regulation of transcription by RNA polymerase II; embryo development.
UGACGUCAGACUAGAUCUUGGUAAACCAUUACCACCAGCACCUGGUAAAAACAGUUGUUGAUAAUACAGGAUGAAGUAGAAGAUUCCAAGUAUAAUAUCAUUUAUUAAGAUCAGGAAUACAAUUUAAAAAAAAAAAGAGUGAAAGAAAACAGGAUGUCUUAACCAGGUUCUUUCACCAGUUGCAACCACCAUGUAUGUGAGUUAUCUUUUGGAUAAAGAAACCAGCAUGUAUCCAGGAUCCGUAAGGUGCAACAACAACCUACCAGUGCAAAAUUUUGUCUCGACUCCAUCCUAUUCAGAUUACAUGGGAUAUCAUCAUGUGCCAAGUAUGGACAACCAUGGACAGUCUUUGGGAGCUUGGGGAUCUCACUAUGGCACGCAAAGGGAAGACUGGAAUACUUAUGGCCCAGGACCCUCCAGCAUAGUUACUGCUGCACAAAUCAAUGGCUCGUCUCCUGGGCAGAUCUCCUACAGCUCUACUGAUUACAAUUCCCUGCAUUCUGCUGGAUCUGGAGUUUUACCUCCUGUAGAUACAAUUAACACAGAGCAAAUCUCUCCCAACAGUCAAAGGCACAGCUCUUAUGAAUGGAUGAGAAAAACGCAAUCUACCAGCUCAGGUAAAACAAGAACAAAAGAAAAGUACCGAGUUGUUUACACAGAUCACCAGAGACUAGAAUUAGAGAAGGAGUUUCAUUGCAACAGAUACAUUACAAUAAGGAGGAAGUCUGAGCUUGCAGCAAACCUGGGACUAUCUGAGAGACAGGUGAAAAUCUGGUUUCAGAAUCGCCGAGCCAAGGAGAGGAAAAUGAUCAAGAAGAAAAUCUCUCAGUUUGAUGGCAGUGGGGGCUCAGUUCAGAGUGACUCAGGUUCAGUCAGCCCAGCUGAGAUGUCUAACUCUCUAUUCCCGCCACCACAUGCAGUAAAUGGAUUACAGCCCAUUGAGAUACAGCAGGUCAUAGUCUCAGAAUGAACAGGAGAAAGUGAAAAGGAUUCAUCUUUUUUCUCCCCUUGAAAUGUCAAUUUUGUAAAGGACAAUUCUCAUUCAACUUGUUUCAGACUGCUAGCUGUCCUGCACAGGAACUAGGACUGUUUUCAAAAUUUUAUAAUCAUUGCAGCUAUCUCAGGGAACCCUUGCUGCUAAAAUUCAUCAUUCAGAAAACUUUGAGUAGGAGAUAAUUUUGCUUCAGAUACUGACAGAGUGAAACAACUGAAAACUCAGGUGAAGGUAGUUCUAGUCUGUUUAUAUAUUGCGGAAAAAUUGUUGCUGAACUGAUUAUAAUGGACUAAUAUACCAGGAAAUGUAUGAUACUGGGUGUAUUUGCGCAUUACUUUUUAAAAAUACAACUAGAGUAAAUUGUAGCUGUUUACAAAAUGUUCAGAUUUAGACUAUCAAAUGCCACCUUUUGAAA